Rotaria sordida is the source of this 1767-nucleotide messenger RNA. The record is from the annotation of a GenBank genome assembly. Lineage: Eukaryota; Metazoa; Rotifera; Eurotatoria; Philodinida; Philodinidae.
AUGUACAGUGGAAUACCUCGAGCCGUAGCUGAUCUCUGUGAGAACGAUGAUCUUGCAACAAUGAUCAUUGUUGAUAGUAUGUUUGGAUUUACAACACAUAAAAUGAAUGUUCGUUUUCGACCAAAUCGUCGUUUAUCUCCACAAUGGAAAUUAGCUGUAAAAAGAUUUCAACAACAUAUUGAUUAUGAACAAUGUUUUACUGAAUUAACUUCAAUUGGAAAUUGGUAUGAUCAUUUACUUGCACGUAAAAGUUCAGCACAAUUAACUGCAUUAAAAGAACAUAUGUUUCGUUUUUUACAUUUGUUCAAUAAAAAUUCCGGUGUUACACUUGAACCAUGUCAUCGUUAUUCAACAGAAAGUUUUGGAGGAAAAGUAGUAGCUACAAAAGAAUGGGCUGUUAAUGAUAAAAUUGAAAUGUUAAUUGGAUGUAUUGCUGAAUUAAGUCCUGAAGAAGAACAAGCUUUUCUGAAACCAGGUAUUAACGAUUUUUCAGUUAUGUAUUCAUGUCGUAAAAAAUGUUCUCAAUUAUGGCUUGGACCUGCUGCUUAUAUUAAUCAUGAUUGUCGUGCUAAUUGCAAAUUUGUAGCUACAGGUUUAAGUUCAGCUUAUAUUCAUGUACUUCGUCCAAUUGAAAUUGGUGAUGAAAUAACUUGUUGUUAUGGAUCGGAUUUUUUUGGUGAUAAUAAUUCACUUUGUGAAUGUCAUAGCUGUGAAAUACUUGGUAAAGGUGCAUUUCUAGAAAAAAAUUCAUCUAUAACACCAUCUUUAAUAAAUACUGAUCUUAUUUCAAUUCAAACAAUUCCAUCUUCUAAUGUUCCAGAUGAACAAGUAACAGUAUCACCACAAAUGAAUAGAAUUAUUUCUACACGUUUACGUCAAACUGAUAAACGUCUUCUACGUAAAACUCAUUCAACUAAUAAUAUCAUUGAAAAGCAAGAAAAAAAAAAAACUAAUGAAGAAACGGCUACAACAGUUUCUAAAUCACCAACAGUAGUCUAUCGUAAUAAAAAUGGUCAAUUUGCUUCCUCACCAAAUGGAUCGAAAUCAAUAAAAACGUCUUCUCGAAGGAAAAAAACAAAACCUACGAUUAAUGCUUCAUUACAAUCAUUUUCACCUACUUAUCCUUUAUCAACUUCAAACAAAUUAACAUCACGACAAAGUAGUACAAACUCACCGGUGACUAUUAAUCAAGAUAAAUCAUCAACAACAACAAUAUCAUCAAUUAAUUCUGAUGACCCUGCUUCAAAUUCUCCUUCAUCAAUAAUAACAACUACAGUGAAUUCAAAUUUACCUACUAUAACUACUCGACCAUCUCGUCUUCUUUCACCUACAUUAUCAACAUCUUCAUCUUCUUCAUUUUCAUCAUCUUCACCAACAUAUCGUAGAAGUCGUCAACGUACUUCAUCACAAUAUUCAUCAUCAUCAACAUCAUUAUCAACAACUACACAUUCAAAUAAUCCAAAUUUUCUUAUUUGGCGUCCAACAAUUCGUUCAAGUCGUCAUUCAAGUUCAUCAUCAAUUAGUUCUCUAUCAUCAACUACUGAUAGUGAACAUAAUAAUUCUAAUGAAAUAUCUCCACGACGAAUUCUUCCAAAAUUAACAAUUCGUAUGAAACCUGAUCCAUUUUCAUUAGAUGAUGUUGAAAAUAUAAAAUCAUCAAAAUCAUCUAUGGUUAACGUUAAACUUGAUAAUAAAAAACGACCGUUGAUGGAUACAACAAUUCAUGAAACACCAUCAUUACGUGCAAAAAAACGUCGAAAAACAUAG